AUGCUGGGGUACAGGAAGAAUGUCCUCUACCCCCUGAAACUAUUCAUCAGGAAGGCCAUUGUAGGCAUCAUCCAGUGUGUUGUGCUAGGAGACUGCAGGAUCUGCAAAUAGAAGACAGCCUCUCUCUCUCCUCUGCAGGCCCGGGACAGGAAGCCAUGGACUGUGUGUGUGCCUCUAGAGCUUGCCUGCUUCUCUUUCAUGGAACCCACCGCCUGGUGCCCGGGCUUCUCUGACCACUAUUGUUGAGAAAGGAAAGUGACUCCAAAGCGCCUGGUGCUUUCCACCGAGUUUGUGAAGUCCAGCUGACUGGAAGUCCUUUUGGAGCAGCCUAGCAGUGUGAGCACAGUCGUGACUGCCCCAUCAGCCAUGUCCUUCAGUGCCACCAUUCUCUUCUCCCCUCCCGGUGGCAGUGAGGCCAGAUGCUGCUGCUGUGCCUGUAAGAGUGAGACUGGUGGGGGCAGCACAGGCUCUCAGGGUGGGAAUCCUCCUCCCAGCACCCCCAUCACAGUGACAGGACAUGGCCUGGCCGUUCAGAGCUCAGAGCAGCUCCUGCAUAUUAUCUACCAGCGGGUGGAUAAGGCAGUGGGUCUGGCUGAAGCUGCUCUCGGUCUGGCCAGGGCCAACAAUGAGUUGUUAAAACGUCUCCAGGAGGAAGUGGGUGAGCUAAGGCAAGGGAAAGUGUCCACCCACGAUGAAGAUGGGGAAAGCCGGGCACAUAGUUCCCCACCUGAGGAACCUGGGCAUCUCAAGGAGAGUCCUGGAGAAGCCUGCAAGGCUCUGUCUACCGUGGAGGAAGAGUGUGACAGCGUGGGCAGCGGCGUACAGGUGGUGAUUGAGGAGCUGCGGCAGCUGGGAGCAGCCUCUGCCGUGGGGCCUGGGCCUUUGGGCUUCCCAGCCACUCAGAGAGAUGUGCGGCUCCCGGGAUGUGCGCUGGCAGCCAGUGAGGGGGCCUCCCUGCUCAAUCCCCUGGUGGAUGACUUUGUGGCCUCUGAGGGUACAGUACAGCGAGUGCUAGUCCCUGCUUAUGCCAAGCAGCUCUCACCAGCCACACAACUGGCUAUCCAGCGGGCAACCUCAGAGACAGGGCCAGAAAAUGGAACCAAGCUGCCACCACCCCGCCCUGAGGACAUGCUCAAUGUUGCUGCUGCGUUGGAUGGUGCCUUGGAAGAAUCAGGUCCUGGGAGCACCGGGGAGUUAAGACACUCUCUAGCAUUUACUGCUUCCCCAUGCAGGACCAAAGGGAGCGGGCAGAAGAAUUCCAGGCGCAAGCGGGAUCUGGUACUCUCUAAAUUGGUCCACAAUGUGCAUAACCACAUCACCAAUGACAAGAGAUUCAAUGGGUCUGAAAGCAUCAAGUCCUCUUGGAAUAUUUCAGUAGUAAAGUUCCUUCUGGAAAAGCUCAAGCAGGAGCUGGUCACCAGUCCCCAUAAUUACACUGAUAAGGAACUUAAAGGAGCCUGUGUGGCAUACUUCCUUACUAAGAGGCGUGAGUACCGCAAUUCCCUGAACCCCUUUAAAGGUCUGAAGGAAAAAGAGGAGAAGAAACUUCGAAGUCGCCGAUACCGGCUUUUUGCCAACCGAUCCAGCAUCAUGAGGCAUUUUGGACCCGAGGACCAACACCUGUGGAAGGAUGUGACAGAAGAGCUGAUGUCAGAUGAAGAGGACAGCCUUAAUGAGCCAGGUGUUUGGGUGGCCCGCCCUCCCCGAUUUCGGGCCCAGCGCCUCACAGAGCUCUGCUAUCACCUGGAUGCUAACUCUAAGCAUGGCACCAAAGCCAACCGUGUAUAUGGGCCUCCCUCAGACAGACUACCUUCUGCUGAAGUCCAGCUCCUUCCACCAGAACUUUACAAUCCUAAUUUCCAAGAAGAGGAAGAUGAGGGAGGUGAGGAGAAUGCACCUGUGUCCCCAUCUUUUGACCAACCCCACAAAACCUGUUGUCCUGACUUGAACUCCUUCAUUGAAAUCAAGGUGGAAAAGGAUGAAUGAAAUCUGUAGCUGCAAAUAACUUUGGCUUCUGCCACUCCACAUGUCCAAAAAAUGGGCAGCCAUGGGGCUUCCCAGAAUGAGAUAUCCUCUGUCUUCUUAACACAGUCUCUGUUGGAAGUGGAAGCGAGAAGGAAGCUUCUAUGGGAUAAAAUAAUUUAUUUAGAAGGGGAGAAACUCCCCCCACUGUGAAUGGAAAGCCAGAAAAUGGUUAUUACUCAGCAUAAAACAGUGCCUCGGAAGAGCCUGAGAUGAGAAAAGGAGGAUGAGUCUAAGAAACAUGAGGCCUUCUUAACA
This is a messenger RNA of Otolemur garnettii (small-eared galago), 2280 nucleotides long. It is a transcript of the gene CUNH14orf93, whose product is annotated as chromosome unknown C14orf93 homolog. The transcript has 6 exons. NCBI's taxonomy places the organism in Eukaryota, Metazoa, Chordata, Mammalia, Primates, Galagidae. The record is from RefSeq and is a predicted model, not a curated record. The coding region runs from base 367 to 1986 and encodes 539 amino acids.